Messenger RNA from Erinaceus europaeus (western European hedgehog), 6885 nucleotides. RefSeq names its product kirre like nephrin family adhesion molecule 1 (gene KIRREL1). The transcript is spliced from 15 exons. Gene Ontology annotation, cellular component: cell-cell junction. Lineage: Eukaryota; Metazoa; Chordata; Mammalia; Eulipotyphla; Erinaceidae. The record is from RefSeq and is a predicted model, not a curated record. Gene Ontology annotation, biological process: cell-cell adhesion. Gene Ontology annotation, molecular function: cell adhesion molecule binding. Bases 257 to 2578 code for a protein of 773 amino acids.
GAGGGAGAGUAGACGUCAGGAAGAGGGAGGAGGGAAGGAAGAGAGCGGGCAGAAAGGCAGAGCAGAGACCCGGAGAGCCCAGGAGAGAAAACGGCGGGGAGAGCCGCGAGGGCUAGAGAGCGAGGGGACGCGGGCAGCUCGAGGAGAGCUGCGGCGCGGAGGGCGGAGGGCGGGCUCCCAGCUCGGGCUCCGGCCCCCUCGCGCUCCCUAGCCAACUCCGGGCCCCGCGCGGGGCGGGCGGCCGGCGGAAGGCAGCAUGCUGAGCCUCCUGGUUUGGAUCCUCACCCUCGCCUACACUUUCUCCCAAGGAACCCAGACCCGCUUCAGCCAGGAGCCGACCGACCAGACUGUAGUGGCUGGGCAGCGAGCCGUUCUCCCCUGUGUACUACUUAACUACUCAGGGAUUGUGCAGUGGACCAAGGAUGGGCUGGCACUGGGCAUGGGCCAAGGCCUCAAAGCCUGGCCGCGGUAUCGGGUCGUGGGCCCAGUGGAUGCUGGCCAGUAUAACCUGGAGAUCACAGAUGCCGAGCUCUCUGAUGACGCCUCCUAUGAAUGCCAAGCCACUGAGGCUGCUCUGCGCUCCCGCAGGGCCAAGCUCACCGUGCUCAUCCCCCCAGAAGACAUCAAGAUUGACGGUGGGCCUGUGAUUCUACUGCAGGCAGGCAUACCUCACAACCUCACAUGCCGGGCCUUCAAUGCCAAGCCUGCUGCCACCAUCAUCUGGUUCCGAGAUGGAACACAGCAAGAGGGUGCUGUGGCCAGUACGGAACUGUUGAAUGAUGGGAAGAGAGAGACCACUAUCAGCCAGCUGCUCAUCAACCCCACGGAUCUGGACAUUGGGCGUGUCUUUACCUGUCGUAGUGUGAAUGAGGCCAUCCCAACUGGCAAGGAAACAUCCAUUGAACUGGACGUGCACCACCCUCCUACAGUGACCUUGUCCAUUGAGCCCCAGACGGUGCAGGAGGGUGAGCGUGUGGUCUUUACAUGCCAGGCUACAGCCAAUCCUGAGAUCCUGGGCUACAGGUGGGCAAAGGGAGGAUUCCUAAUUGAAGAUGCCCAUGAGAGUCGCUACGAGACCAAUGUUGAUUAUUCCUUCUUCACGGAGCCCGUGUCCUGUGAGGUUCACAACAAAGUGGGGAGUACCAAUGUCAGCACGCUGGUCAAUGUUCACUUUGCCCCCCGCAUUGUCAUCGACCCCAAGCCCACGACCACAGACAUUGGCUCUGAUGUGACCCUCACCUGUGUCUGGGUGGGGAAUCCCCCCCUCACUCUCACCUGGACUAAAAAGGACUCAAACAUGGGGCAUAGGCCUCCUGGCUCCCCACCCGAGGCUGCUCUCUCUGCCCAGGUCCUGAGUAAUAGCAACCAACUGCUUUUGAAGUCAGUGACCCAGGCAGAUGCAGGCACCUACACCUGCAGGGCCAUCGUACCUCGGAUUGGUGUGGCUGAGCGAGAGGUGCCACUUUAUGUGAACGGGCCUCCCAUCAUCUCCAGUGAGGCAGUGCAGUAUGCUGUGAGGGGUGAUGGUGGUAAGGUAGAGUGUUUCAUCGGGAGCACGCCGCCUCCAGACCGUAUUGCCUGGGCAUGGAAAGAGAACUUCCUGGAGGUGGGGACCCUGGAACGUUACACAGUGGAGAGGACCAACUCCGGCAGUGGAGUGCUGUCUACACUCACCAUCAACAAUGUCAUGGAGGCUGACUUCCAGACCCACUACAACUGCACAGCUUGGAAUAGCUUUGGGCCUGGAACAGCCAUCAUCCAGCUGGAAGAGCGAGAGGUGUUACCUGUGGGCAUCAUUGCUGGUGUCACCAUCGGUGCAGGCAUCCUGCUUAUCUUCUUCUUCAUCGCCCUUGUGUUCUUUCUCUACCGGCGUCGCAAAGGCAGCCGCAAGGAUGUGACCCUGAGGAAGCUGGACAUCAAGGUGGAAACAGUGAACCGAGAGCCUCUUACCAUGCAUUCUGACCGGGAGGAUGACACCGCCAGCAUCUCCACAGCAACCAGAGUCAUGAAGGCCAUCUACUCAUCCUUCAAGGAUGAUGUGGACCUGAAGCAGGACCUUCGUUGUGACACCAUUGACACACGGGAGGAGUAUGAGAUGAAGGACCCCACCAAUGGCUACUACAACGUGCGUGCCCACGAGGACCGCCCAUCUUCCAGGGCAGUGCUGUAUGCUGACUACCGGGCCCCUGGCCCUGCCCGCUUCGAUGGCCGUCCCUCUUCCCGUCUCUCCCAUUCCAGUGGCUAUGCCCAGCUCAACACCUACAGCCGGGCCCCUGCCUCCGACUACUGCUCUGAGCCCACUCCCUCUGGCCCUGCUGCCCCCACUGGCACUGACACAGCCAGCCAGCUGUCCUACGAAAACUAUGAGAAGUUCAACUCCCAUCCUUUCCCUGGAGCCACAGGAUAUCCCACUUAUCGACUAGGAUACCCACAGGCACCACCCUCUGGCCUGGAGCGGACCCCAUAUGAGUCCUAUGACCCCAUUGGCAAGUAUGCCACAGCCACCCGCUUCUCUUACACCUCCCAGCACUCAGACUAUGGCCAGCGGUUCCAGCAGCGCAUGCAGACUCACGUGUAGAGCCAGGCCUUUCUGGGCAUCUCUGCGGGCAGAGGAGAGGGCUCUCCCGGCUUUCCCUGAUAUUCAGGGGCGUUGCUCCAUGAUGCCACCCUUGACCAGAAUUUCUCCCUCCUCCCUCCUCCCACUGCAGCAGGUGGGGAGCAGGUCUCCCGGAAACACCCCAUCCCAAGGAUGGUGCUGUAUGCAUGCCCCGCUCCUGGGCCUGCCAUACCCUCGUCUUCUGGAGGACUUGUCUCUCCUCACCUACUUUCCUGCCUGACAGAAUGAUGAGGGAGGUUGGAGGGGACACUUUUUAGCAUCAUCUUUCUACCCCACCCAUUCAUUGAACAGAGAGCUAUGUGGAGCCAUGUGGGCUCCAGCACAGAGAGGUGGAAAUAGUACAGCUUCACUCUUUCUCCCCAUCUGUGCUGGAUCCCCCACAUUUUUUCCCACUUUGGUGGGAAAAGAAGAUUAGGAUACAUGUCGCUUCAUCAAGACAGUGCUGUGCUGUCUAGAAAUUUCCAGAUUCCAGGUUUUCUUAGGAAAACUGACUCAAGUCCCCUUUUAAAUAUAGUAAAAUGAAAACUUCAUUUGGGAAAGGGGGGGGGGAAGCCUGUAGGGAUCUUCCCACCCAAACACAAGUUUGAAGAGAAAGAAAAGUGACUACCCCAUUAGAAUCCUACCAUUAUGUCUCAAUCUCCAUUGAAUCCAUUUGUAUAUAUGCAAGUGGUGAGAUAAACUCUGAGGGCCUUCACGGGCUGGCUCUUGUACCUGCGGUCCUACUCUGGACCCACCAGCUAUUCAGAGAGGCUAUCUUCCAAGGGGCUUGGGAAAUGUUCUCCUUAGAUGGGUUUGGAUUGGUUAAAUUUUUUUUUUGGACCAAUCAGAUUCCUUCUUCUACUUCUAGUGCCUUGAGUGCCCAGGAGGGCUUUGGUUGACCAGCCCUGUGUGGGCAACCGUGCAGGAAUGGGCAUGUGAGUCCCCCACCUCCUUCUAUGCUGAGGGUUAGAAGAGUGAGAGGGGGCCUAGUCAGAGGAAGAUCUGACUGGUUGAGGUGACAUAGAAGGGCACUGCAAUCUGUCAAGACCCAUGCCAUCCCCCCAUACACAGCCACAUAUCCACAUGUACAUUCUACGUGACCUUGACCAAAGAGAGUGCUCCUGUCCUGGCCUCCCCUGUUCAAGAAGCAAAAUACGGGACUGACCACUUUUCCCCUUAUCUCAAACAGCUCAGCCCCAUGAUGAAGGGUCUCUAGUGCAAUUUCCAGAAUGUGUUCUGCUCUUUCUGAUGGUCAUGCUCACUUUAAUGAGUCACAUAUUCAUCAGUCACCAACCAUCAUCAUGUUCUGGGUAGGUGUGGAGGGUGGUAUUCCUCACCACCUGCUCAGGUCAAGACCCAUUAAUACCCCCAGAAGAAAGUAGCCCUUGUUCCAGUCUCCCAGCUGCUCUGAAUCCUCAGCCUUCCAAGAGGCAGCACACAGGUUCCUAGCCAUAUUCUGCCUCUAGGAGCUGACACUUUGCUGUUAAGUCAGUCUGUGUAAACUUGGUGAGAAGGCCUGUUAAAGAUGCAGGUUCUUGUGUGGACAAAUGUGCAUAUUCUGAUUAGUUUCACAGAAACCUAAAGAUGAAGCCAUGAGUAGUCCAACAUUCAAGGUUAAGGAUGGUGGCUUUUGAAAUAGGAGUAGUCCUGCACCCAAAACUCAUGUUUCCUUGGGCUUUAACCACGUUCUCUCCUUUUAGUUUUCCUUCUGUUUGGUUUUGUGUUGGGGCCAUUCUGUUCAAAUAUCAAAGCAGAGAAGGCUCAUUCUCUGUCCUUUAACACACUGUCCAAGCUCUCCUAGGCAUCAUAUGGUGACCAGGCAGCUGCAGCCAGUCUUUCCCCACAACUUGCAUGAUGGUCUGAUCAGAAUCUGAUGGACUCUGUUUUCUCUACUGUGGAUGCCCUUGGACAUAGCUUUGUUCUCAGACUGGUAUUCUCCAGGGUGGACCUCAGUGCUUCAUGUGGUCACCUUAGUGGUCUUUAUUGCCUCUGCCUUAUUGUCUCUGACAGUAAGAAGAGCCAGGGGCUAGGGGUUAGGUAACCUGGAAUCCAGGUCCCAUUUCUUGAGUGACCUCUACCUAGUCUUCAUUGUCCCUGGUCCUCUAGCUUGUAAAAUGAGGGAAAAGGCUGGUGCAGACCUGGAGAGUGAUGGAGGCUGGGCUCCAUCCAGGGUCACACACAUGACUAUCAAGUGAGCUAUUUUCCCACCCUGGAUCUCUGUUCUUGCUCUAGUCAUGUAUAAGGGGGACUGGGAGGAGGGAGGGUUGACCAUCCUGGCAAGAAGUCAGGAACACAGCUGAGAAGAAUGAGGAGUGAGGAAGCCAAGUAAUUCUCUUCUCUUGAAUCUUUCACCUGUGGACUUAAUCAUCUAGUCACAAGUUUUAUCAGUGAGUUUCCACUAAGGAUUCUUUAUACCCAAACAGCCACCAUACUCCGACUCUAAACUUCAUUGAAAUUGUUUCAGGGAGAACCUUUCUUUGACAGCUGUGUAGCUGGUCCUCUCCAUCCAAAACCCUGGCACCUUUGCAAAAGUGUUUGUAUUGGGAACAAACAUGGUGAGUCUCCCUUUGUGUGCCCAAGUUCCAGGCAACUUCCCUCUUCUCUGGGCAGGUGGAGAGUGAAAGGAGCAACUCUUCACCCUACUUCCAGGAGCACUGGCCUGGCCUGGGAAGUUGCUACCUAAGCUCAGCCUGCAGGCUAAGUUGUCUUGAGCUGGAGGGCAGGGGCAGUGCAACCACUUCUCUGAAAAAGGGCAGUUUGUAGGGGAAUACAGAUCUGGAUUGCAGAAAGGCCCUUGUGAUACUAUGAGUCAGUCUUUCUAGAGUGUCAGCCUGUAGGACCCCUCUGAAUCCAGCCAUUGAGACUGGAAGAGUCAAAAUCCAAAUUAAGUCAAAAUGCAUGAUGACCAGAGACCAAGCAAGCAGCAUGGUAACAACAUGAGAAUGCUUGUCCGGCUGCAUCCCUCAAUAGAUGUGGAACUGCCUCCUUCUGUCCUGGGGUGUCUGUCUUCAUUAUCCAGUGGGUCUGUUUCAGCAGUGUAGAAAUACUAGUUGGGAAAAAGGCCAUGAUAAAGUACUGUCCUAUUUGUACUUCUAUGAAAACCUCCACCUCACUCAGCAGUAGGGAUAGCUGUCCCCACAAUUACACUCCCAAGGUCAGUACAACCUUAGAAACCCUGGCUUCAUCGCUGAGUGCUGUGUUCUGAGCCAAGGCACUGCUCUCCCUCAACAGGCCCAUCUAUGAGUUGAGGGAGAGGCACUAGCAAUGCUGCUGAUCCUGUGGGACCAGGAGGAGGUGAUAAUGCAGCACUGAAGUAUACAGGCCAAGAGAUGUGACUGGGAGCAUUUGUUUUGUGAAGAGGCAAUAAAGUCAGCACUCAAAUAUGCCAUUCCUUUCUCCCCCCCCCCCCCCCAUUUGCCUAUGCUCACAAUAAUGUAGAGGUGGUUGAGGUGAAAUGGAUUGAUCUCAUUUUUGUGAGCUUGAGUUGAUGUUCUACCUCAAGGUCAACAAAAAAGAGGAAAGACAUGAGGCUUGAGUGAUUUCUAAAAUUUUGGAGUACAGAACCCUGAUUUCUUGCAUCACUGUGAGGGGCUUCAGGCCCUGUUUUGUUGUUGUUGUUUGUUUGUUUUUCUUUUUUUGAGGUAAAAUGCUUCAAAAAGCCCGCAGGUCACAGUGGGUGGUUCUAGCACAAGCCUGCCUUUAGAAAUGAUAACUCCAUUUACAAAGAACUCAUUCCUUCCAUUCUGUUAAUGCUGAAUCUGAGGACCAUAACCACUGAGCUGUUGGGCUCAUCUCUCUACUUCUGGAGAACUCAGAUGCUGCCCAUAGAACACCCUUAACUGGGCAGAGAACAGCCAAGUUGCCAAUACAAUCAAACUCUAAACACAAUCUUCUUAGCAGUAGUGACCCAGAGAUCUGCCUCCAGAUUCAACAAGAAAUGUCCAAAGCUCUGUGUGGUUACUUUUUCUAGCCCUAACCAUUCUUAGCAUUUCAAGCUCCAUUUCUGGCUCCAAUAGAAUUUUCUCCACUCAAACCCAAAUAAAUGGAUCCAUGAUGACAAUUAAAAGAAAAAAAAAUAUAUAUAUAUAUAUAUAUAUUAUUUUUGUUAAAACCAUCGUAGAUUUUUUUAGCAAUGUGUAUUUGUGCAUUCCUCACACUUUUUCCUAUUCUGCCUUUUCUCAUUUCCUUUUUUUUAAAAUAUUAUGUACUAUAUUUUCAGUCUUGAACAUACUAUAUAUUAUAUAUAUUUAAUUUUUUUAUAUAUAUAAACAUAAAUGUUUUUAAAAGUA